Molecule: messenger RNA, 3513 nt
Organism: Euleptes europaea (tarantolino)
Lineage: Eukaryota; Metazoa; Chordata; Lepidosauria; Squamata; Sphaerodactylidae
Gene: TERT
Product: telomerase reverse transcriptase
Exons: 14
Coding region: 1-3456 (1151 amino acids)
Biological process (GO): telomere maintenance via telomerase
Cellular component (GO): telomerase catalytic core complex
Molecular function (GO): telomeric repeat DNA binding; telomerase RNA binding
Source: RefSeq, a predicted model, not a curated record
AUGGAACGGCCCGGGAUUCGGCGGCCGCUGCAGCGGACGCUGCGGAGCUGCUAUGCGGCGGUGUUGCCCCUGGAAGCCGCCGUGCAGCGCUUGCAAGCCGGCGUCCAGGGCCAGCCGGAGCCGCUGGUGCGGGACUGGGACCCCCCAUGCUACCGCAGCCUGGUGGGCGGCUGCUUGGUGGGGCUGCCGGCCGAGGCGACCUCUCCUCGGUUCUCUUUGCAGCAGCUUUCCAGUCCCCGCGAUGUUGUCGAAAGGGUCAUUCAGAGAGUCUGUGAGAAGCAUAAGAGGAACGUCUUGGCUUUUGGCUAUGCCCUGUUGGAGGAGAACAAACACCCCUUGCCCGGCUCGCCCGCCAUCUGGAGCUUUCUGCCUAAUAACACAACCGAAGCCAUUUGCCAGAGUGUCCUCUGGGAAAUGGUCCUCAGCAGAGUUGGGGACGAGCUCAUGAUGUACCUGUUGGAGCACUGUGCGCUCUUCGCCCUGGUGUCUCCUAGCUGCUGCUACCAGAUCUGUGGGCAACCUAUCUAUGAGCUCACCGGAGGGACCACAGUGGCCUCUCCUGUGUUCUUUAGGCAGAGGUAUUUCACCCCAUCCCACAAUGUUUUAUCCAGGUACCUGCGAGGAAGGCUUCGGUCUCGUGCGCGUUACCUAGGCAAGGCAAAACAGAGGAAGCGCAAAUCUAAAAUAAGAGGACAGGACCCACAGGAAGGUUUAGAUUGUAACUCUUUGGGUUCUCCUUUGGUUGGCCAGAACUGUACAGAGAGCAAGCCAGUCACAAGGAUCGGGGACUAUCUGGUGAGCCAGCGAAGUCCCAGUGUGCGGUCAUCAUUUACGGCAGUGUCACUAAAAAGGAGACUGAAGAAUUGCAGUGAAAUGCCUGGAAAGAGAAUUAAAACCACACCGGCGGACGAAGGGUCAGGAAAACAAACGUCUCUCUCCGAGCACCAUGAUCGAUUUAUUGGGAAUGGUGGCAGAAAUGAACCUGGAGGGGGUGUGAGGUCCUGUUUGGCGGACGUCCCUGUGAAGGACAUUGCUCAAGAACGUGAUUCUGGAGCACACACCUCUGGCGCACCUUCCAAGACUCUGGCAAAUCACAAAUUCGUUGCGUGUGGUAAGGCCUUAAGGGUAGAAAGUGAAAAGGAAACACUCCCAGACGCCAGGGCUGACGUUCAGGUUGGAAGAGGCGUCCUUAGAGCUUCUCCCACGCAGAAAGUAAUUGCAAAAAAUAUUACUACAGAUGAACACCUUAAAAAGAACACGUGGUGUUCAGUUGGGGAGUCUUCUGACGCACCGGGAGAAAUUAAGAUGCAUGACCUCCUGUAUUCUCGUUGGCCACGGAAAGAGCAUUUACCUAAACUGUUUGUGCUGAAUCGCUUAAAGGGUUAUGGGGCAGGGGGACGAAAGCUUGUCGAAACUAUCUUCUUGAGUGACACAGUUCUGCGGCGGCCCAACAAUUCCUGUCCCCCAAGUCCCCAUCGGAGGAAGAAGAGGCUUCCGAAGCGUUACUGGCAGAUGAGAGACGUGUUCCAAGAACUGCUGUGGAACCAUGCGAGGUGUCCGUAUCCAGCAGUGUUGAAAAGGAAUUGUCCUCUUUUGGUUGCAGACAAAAUUGGUGUAAGAAAGCAAGGUGAGAGCUUAUCAAGGAAGCGGCAGGUCGGCGCUGAAGAUUGCCUCAGAGGUGUACGGGAUGAUUUGUGUCCGUUCCCAGAAACAUCUAGUAGUUCAAGCAGAAUUGGCGAACACGUCGAGUUGAGUCAAGGAGAAAGUGAGGAGACAACCCCCAGAGACGCCUCCAGGACCAGUUUCCUGGCGCUCCUGAAGCAAAACAGCAGCCGCUGGCAAGUGUACACCUUCGUGAGGGAAUGUCUCGAAAGGGUGGUCCCCGCAGCACUUUGGGGUUCGAACCACAACAAAUGCCGCUUCUACAAAAAUGUAAAAAAACUCGUCUCCCUGGGGAAGCUGGCCACCUUUUCUCUGCGGGAAUUGAUGUGGAAAAUGAGGGUGAGCGAUUGUGCCUGGCUUCGCCUGACCAAAGAUAGUGGCCGCUCCAUUCCUCCCUCAGAACACCAUUUUCGUACAGCUCUGCUUUCCAAGUUCUUGUACUGGCUGAUGGACUCCUAUGUUGCUGUACUCCUCCGGUCUUUCUUCUACAUCACAGAGACCAUGUUUCAAAAGAACUUGCUCGUUUUCUUCCGAAAGGCUGUCUGGAGCAAGCUGCAGAGCGUCGGAGUGAGGAGCCAUCUUGCAAAAGUGCACCUUCGCGCCUUGUCGAAGGAGGAGCUGGAAAGCCUGCAGCGGAGGAAGUGUGUCCCUUUGGCAGCCAAGCUCCGCUUCAUCCCCAGGAUGAAUGGGCUGCGGCCGGUGGUCAAGCUGAAUAGUCUGGUGGGAGCGGGGAAGUUCUGCAGAAAGGACAGAGACAAAAAGGUUCAGUACUUCAACACACAGCUUAAAAAUUUAUUUAGCGUGCUUCAGUACGAGCGAAUGAAGAACCCCAGCCUGCUUGGUUCGUCUGCCUUCGGGAGAGAUGAUAUCUAUGCCAUGUGGAAGAAGUUUGUCGUGAAAGUUUUGGAAUCAAACGCCCCAAUGCCUGCGUUCUAUUUUGUGAAGGCUGAUGUCAGUAGGGCUUACGAGACAAUUCCCCAUAAUAAGCUUGUGGAAGUGAUCUCACAGAUCCUUGGUCCCCACAACAAGACCAGCUACUGUAUUCGACGUUAUGCCGUGAUCAUAAGGACGAGGAAUGGGCAGAUCAGAAAAUACUAUCGGAGACACGUAUCAACUGGGAAGGACUAUAUGCCAGACAUGGGACUGUUUGUUCGUCAUCUUCAACAGAGCACCCCGCUGCGGAAUGCGGUAAUAGUUGAACAGAGUGUUUCUCUGAAGGAAAGAUGUUCCAGUUUGUUGGAGUUUUCCCAGCAGCUAAUCCGUAACAGCAUCCUGAAGAUAGAGAACAGAUACUAUGUCCAGUGCUGCGGCAUCCCCCAGGGCUCCAUUUUGUCAACUUUGUUUUGCAACCUCUGCUAUGGAGACAUGGAGAACAAGCUGCUGCCUGGUGUGCAGGAAGACGGGGUGCUGAUGCGUCUAACGGAUGACUUUUUAUUCGUGACACCUCACUUAGCAGGAGCCAAAACCUUUCUGAGGACACUGGCUGCGGGCAUUCCUGAGUACGGCUUCACAAUAAAUCCAGCUAAGACCAUGGUGAACUUUCCUCUGGAUGAGGAUAUCCCAGGCUGCUCAGAAUUCAAGCAGUUACCAGCUCACAGUAUAUUCCCGUGGUGUGGCUUAUUAAUUAAUACCCAGACCCUUGAAGUGUAUUGUGAUUACUCCAGAUCAACAGUCUUAGGACGGUCUGUAUCAACCUUUACAAGAUAUUUCUGCUGCAAGCCUACAGGUUUCAUGCAUGUGUUGUCCAGCUACCCUUUAACCAGCCAGUUAAAAAUAACCCCGGUUUCUUCUUGAGGCUCAUCGCUGAUUCCACAUCAUGCUGCUUCUCCAUUUUGAAAGCCAAAAAUGCAG